UUCUAUCCAUUUUACAUUCAGGUUCUUUCAAAAACAAUCGUAUCUUUUCCGCAGAAACGUCUCAAGAUCCCUCCGUUUCGAGGAAUCAAGCAACAAGCAUAUUCGAUCGUUUCUCGCUUUGUCGCUUGACUCCUCGCGUGAGAUCGCUGGACAUGUUGGCACCACUGUCGAUUGAUCGCACGUAUUUUACCCAGAACGUAUAUCGUAUAUAUUUAUUCGUGGGUCUCUUCGGGCGAAUGUAAACAGAAUUUUUUCCACAAAUAUGAAGUGACACGACCGAUUUCUACGGCUGUGAUUCGUGAUACCGUGACGCGAUUACGUGUUUACGGUGGUGUCUCGCGAAAAGUCCGUGCGUAUUGGAACUCAAAGCGCUUUACGGUGGCUAGAAGAUAUAUUCAGUGGGUAGAACAGGUUCGUGUUCGACCAUCCCGUAGUGUAGUUAAGUUUGGUGAAGUGGACUGGAGACGAAUAUAGUAUACAUGGUGGCACGAUGAGAUAUCUGCGUGAACUCGUUGAUCACUCACUAACGUAAUGGGAGCGCAAGAUGUCUUCGACCAAAGUUUGUCUUAUAAGACUUCCGCAAGAAAUGUUUCAAUCCACAUUAUCAGAUUCGAAAAGUGCAUUGAAACAUGAUAUCGUUAAAUCUUUGGAUGCGCAUAGGAUGACAGAAUCUCUGUACCGUGUUUCAGAGAAAUGCGAAAGUAAAAGUAAUCAUGUAAAAAGUAAUGUUUGUCUCCCUCAGGAGAAAGGCACUAUCGACAGGAUAGAAAUUAAAUUGUGCGACGUAGCUGAAAUUUCAGCAAUUAUUAAACAUUCUCCUGGCGCAUGUUCGAUCGAUCGUUGCGUGUAUGGCGAAGAUGUUAAUCGUUGUGUUUGUAAUUGUGAUAUAAUGCAUUGUCAGAAACAGAAACAAAUCUCAAAUAGUUAUGUAUGUUCUAAUACAUGCAAUUUAUGGAAAGCUCGAGUGUACGAGCAUUUGCUAUUACCAAUUACAAAGAAAGUUGGUACACAGUGGAGGAAUUGUUUUUGGAGAACAUUUUUAAUCCCUUUUAUUGUUUUAUUGUGUACAACAUUGUGUAAUGCAGAUCCCAAUCAGUGUGCAAUCGGUCUCAAAACGCCUGGAAGAACCUGGCCUCAAGGUGACAUUGUUCUUGAACACGGUCAAUCUUUGAGAAUACUUUGUAUAUUAAAUCAAACGUUUGUGGAUACUGAAUUUCCUGGUGGAAAUGCCUCGGAUCUAGUAUUCUUUCGUAACAAAAAAGAGAUGGAACCGCAAUUUAUUACAAUUAUUAAUGAAACCACAAUAUCAUUAGACGUGGAAAGACCUCCACCUGCAGAAGAUAUGUAUUACUGUAAAUUAAGGGUACACAAUGAUAAAAAUAAACAAUACGAAGCAGUUUGUUUGAACAAAGUUGUAGUUGGAUUCAAACCUCAAGAGCCAGAAAAUUUCACUUGUGUGUCUCACAAUUGGGAGAACAUGACCUGUUCGUGGGAUCCUGUACAAAACUACGUUACAACGAGAUUCACGCUUGUGUUCAAAUUGCCGGGAAGAGCCGGAGGACGAAAGUUGUAUCCGUGCCCUAAAGAAAAUCAGAAACCAAAUAUAUGUUUGUGGGAUACGUCUACGAAUCCAAUUUAUCGACAGCCAUACGAAUACUACACGUUCAUAUUAAAUGUGGAAAAUGUGCUAGGGAACGCCAGUUUCCAACAUAAAUUUCAUCAUUUUGCUCACGUUAUUCCUGCAAAACCAGCUAAUCUGUCGGUUAUUAACAAAACAUCAGACAGUGCAUUGUUACACUGGAGUGUACCUUUUCCAAUGCAGACCUUUCCGCCUGGUUUACAUCACAGAAUAAGGUACCAGAAUCAAUGGGAUCACCAGAAAAAUUGGCAGGUGAUCAACAUUACAAAUGACAUUCACAUGCAUAAGAGGUACUAUAAUCUUACCGGGUUGGAGUACGCUAACACUGGCUACGAUGUACGAGUUUUUAUGAAAAGUGCUGUCGCGACAGGGGAGGAUAAAUGGAGUCAAUUCAGCGACGUCACUUUCAGAACACCGCCAAGAUUACCUGGCCGUCCUCCAAAAACCGAUAUUGGAAGCUUCGAAAUAGCGGAAAAUAGCGCUAACAGGGACGUGUAUUUGUAUUGGCAAGCCAUACCGCAAUAUUUAGAAAAUGGCGAUAAUUUCAAGUACGAGAUCCAUCAUGUGGAGGAGAACGGGCGGAAAUUGUCGCUCGUUCCUAACGAGACCACAACGACUUACGUCAAGGUCAAAGGGAUUAGUUUCAAUAGUUAUAGAUUCGAAAUCGUUACAACGAAUAUUGUCGGGCCCAGUAAGGAGCGGGCUAAGAUUUUUGUACCUAGUCAAUACGAGAUACCGCACGAGCCCAUAGCGUUUACUAAAAUAGCGUUCGACGGUGGCCUGUACGAGCUGUCCUGGAAGCCACCGAUUAUGAACACAGAAGUCACGAAUUACACAAUUUUUUGGUGCGAUAACGUGCGCGACCGUCCUUAUCAGUGCACCGGUUAUCUGGACUGGGUGCACGUAUCGAGAAACACAACGAUUUACAACAUGACCGUCCCGGAUCCCAACAAAUUCUAUCAAUUCGCGAUCUCCACGAACACGAACAAAGGUAGCAGCGGAAUGGUGUGGGCGUCGUGCACCGUGAUCUACAACAAAGUUAUCGGGAAAAUGAAGUCCGUGUGGAUAAAUCGUAUUGGCUCCGAUUUCAUCGAGGUCGGCUGGAAACUCGAGUGUUCCGAUCGGAUUGGAAUCGUGGAAGGGUUCAAUAUUUACUACUGCCCUAUUGUCUCGCCGUACAAUUUGAACUGCAAGGGUUCGAAACUGAACACGACGAUAAGAGCAGACCCCCACACCAUACAUGGAAUAGUAAAUAAUUUAAAACCAUACACAACGUACAUGCUGGUGGUUGCUGUUUUAACUAAAAGCGGAGAAGGUGUGCACAGUGAUCCUUUGUACAACACAACGCUGGAGGCUGCUCCAACGACUCCUCCGCAGGAUGUGAAAAUCAUCAACGUGACAAACACCACGAUGUUCAUCACGUGGAAACCGCCAGACGCCAUGAACGGUGUGCUACGGUACUACGAAGUGUAUUACAACAAAGAGGCCCAAAAAGUCGAAGAAGCAAAUCACAUAGAGCUGAAGAAUCUUCUAGCGCAUACGAAUUACAGCAUCAGCGUGGCAGCGUGCACCGUGUCUUGCAGCAUAAGAUCACCCGUGAUCCACAAAGUCACGAAGAUCGGGGUACCGGGAAGAAUAAACGUGCCCAACGUUCGCUUCAUGAACUCUAGCCAAGUGGUUGUAAUUUGGAACAAGCCUCAAUAUUCAGCUGGUCAUUUGAACUAUUACGAAAUAUGCUCCAACGAUGGCGAGGUUCAAAACAGCACUAGGACAGAAGCUCAGUUGCCUAUUCCCGACUGCAAGACCGUAGGGCGCGAACGGCUGUAUCAAUUUAGGGUAAGAGCUAUUAACAUUGCGUCGGACAACACACAUUUGAAGGGCCCUUGGUCCGAACCUGGCGAGGGAAACUGUUACAGCGAUGGACCAUCGUUUAGUGUGUGGGUUAUAAUAUGGGUAAUAGGAGGCGUCAGUAUUGUCGCAAUCCUUCUCUGUCUUGGACACUUGUCAAAGAGGAUGUGGUUGAAGUGCAAGGCGAUGCAGGACGUUGAAGUGAAAUUGCCGCCAGGAUUGGCGCCCAAUAUGGUAAUAUGCACUCUUUAUGAGAACGAGUGUCGUAUCGCUGAUGGAAGAUUCAAAUUUGCCACAUUCUUGUUGCAGAAACUUCUUCAGAAAGUUGGCGAGCAACACAUACGGCAGUCUUCUGCCGAUUCAAGCGGUUGUUCCAGCGGUCAGGAAUCCGUUACCUCGUCCCUCACGUCGGAUUCUCAGGUUUCUAGCGACAGCGGUACAGAAAUUGACCCGAUGCCGGUGUCGCCCAAUAAAUUGUUGGAGACACUGCCGGCUUGGGAGUCCUCGAGUUUGCGUCAGAGGAAUGUUGGAAUCACCAGGCCAGUGUUUACCACGGAGACAGCACGGUGGGAACCGUACGUGAAGGUUGCAAAGUCUGGGGAGCCCAUCAUCGGAGACACAUUGUCCCUGGCGCGAUCCACGCCAAAUUUAACCGACAGCACAGGCUAUACAACUUCCCAACAUACAUGGUCCUCGACUGGUUACAUCAGUAUGCCAUCGUCGGAGGAACUGUCGAGCAAUCCGAGUCCUGUUCCUAAAGAAACUUCAACCGCUGGUGGCUACAGCGUUAUAGGAUCGGUACCGAAGCCAGUGAAAACAAAGUCGGAGGAUGACAGUGAUUUAACGGAGUCCACCGCGGACACGCUGAUACCUAUCAAAGCGGAUAGCAAGCCAGCGAAUCCGUACAUAACUUUAGCCUCUUUGGAACAAAAACAAAAGGACAAGAAGACGAUCGACGCCCUGCGCGAUCUGGACGAUCUGACGUUCGCGGAGCCGAACAAAUCGAAACUGGAGUCUCUGAUUCCGUUCUCCGGCUCUGAUAAAACCUCCAAGCCGUACGUGCAAACGGGUUUGAUCGAUUCGUUGAAGAAACCGUUUGCAUUAGGUGGCAUGGACGGUGCUAGAAGCGCGACGAUGUCGACGCCGUUCACGUCGACGUCUUUGACCGAUUCGUGCAACAAACCGUUCGUUUCCUCUUUCGUGAACCCGACGUCUCUGCCGUCCACGUUGGACUCCUCGUCGAAACCGUACGUUUCCGUGUCCUCGAUUCCCGAGGUGUCGAAAAAGUCGAGUUUCCAACCGACCGUCUCGGAGGCCCAGAAGCCUGGUGGUCAUCAAGCUUCCACGGUCGACGGUUCGAAGCCGUACGUUCUGGCGAGCUCCGUGUUCCAGAUGCUGCAACAGCAGCAGAUGGGUAAACCGGAAGUGUCCAUUUCGGAGGCGAUGGAGGAUCGAAGCGACGAGGACGCCAUGACAGCGUAUCCUCUGUGUUGGCAGACGGGUGAUACAAAACCAAGCUCGAAAUUGGACGCGGAGAAGCCUGUCAUCGCGACCAAACAGAGCGCUGGUUACGUUACCAUUGCGGAGAAUCCAAAGUUAGAUCAGCACAGAUCAUCGACGGUGUCGUCGCCGUACGUGCAGCACGAGAGGUUCGAGAAACCGUUGCCGCAGAACGCCAUUGGACAGUCGGACGAACAGUACAGCAAAGUGACUGUUGUGCCAAGUACUAUUCAAUGAAACGGAGGAAGUGUUUCGUACGAGUUUCCGUCGACGCGGGAAUCUCUUCCUGGCGGAUCAAAGUGGUGCAAUACGAUUUCACAUUUGUAGGCGAGCUCUGCAUUUGUUCUCGCGUGUAAUAGUAUUUAGAUACGAAGAUCCAAUGAAUACUAAAUUGAAACACGGAGGAAACCGGUGCGUCCUGGUAGGUGUACGAGAGUAAUUGUGUUUUCCGGGAUCCUGCCCGGAAACAAAAUGGCUAGACGCCACGUUACGACUGAAAACAUGAUCGAAGAAUAUACCACGAUAUAUUCGGUACGAGGACAUGCCCGUAAUGACCUCGUUUGUGAAAGUAUGUACAAAAUGAAUUACUUUUUGUAUCGCAUAUCGUGCAAUGUGAUGUUGGAGAUCACUGGCGACGCCAUAGCGUAAGGAUACCGUAGUUUAAGUAAAUUAUGUGGCAUACGACCAUCGAGAGACAACUUGUGUCGGGAAAAUCAAAUUUCUUCGCUGACUAUCUAUGGCAGUAUAAUAAUUCUCAUUGUAGGGGAAUCGUUAUUUAAUAAUCGUGAAGCUUUUAAGCAAACUCUUUCUAAGAAUGUUAACGUUUAGAUGUACGGUGCGAGAUAAGAAAUUUUUUUUAAACUGAUUUGGUUCGAGUGUCGUGUCAAGAAUGAAUCACAUGCAUGAUAAUAACGUUCAUAGCGAUGUAUAUAUUUUUUAAAGUCCACAAUGAAAUUUUUCAAACGACAAGUCAAUAGAAACUUUGUAUAUUUGUUUUAUUCGAGAAACUUAUGGUUCUUUGGAGCAAAGCAAAUAUUCAUGAUCAACCGAAGGAAUCGCUUGCAAUUUUGAAUUUCUAUAUUUUUUUGCGAUCACCGCGACAAAAAUAGAAAUUUCUGCUACUAGAAUCCACAGAGUUACAACGAUCUUCGCUGAACCGCAUCCGAACGCGCAAUUUGUUUAUCUUGUACAUAUAAGUUACAAAUCGUUCCUGUAGUAUUUUACUAUCGCUAGUAAUGAUUGACAGAAAAUAUGCAGUAAAAAGGAAACUAUGAUAACAAGUACAGGGUCAAGGAUAAUAAGAUAAGGAAAGAUUAAUCAAAGUGCAGUUCUGAUUGCGAGACCAGUUAGAUUUUUGCAUGUUUCUUACAUAUUUCAUUAUCUGUUAAAAAAAACUUAAACACCAGAGAACAACGUUCUAUAUUGUUUCCAUUUUAAAUGUCGAUUGGGCAUUUUUAGUAGUUUCAAUAAUUUUUAAACGGAACAAACAGUUUGAUACAUCAAUUUUAAAUCAACAUCCAGCAAACAAACAAAUUAUUUUAAACGUUGUUACAUUUUCUCAAUAUAAAUGUCAUUUUAAAGAUAGAAAAUCAUUCGCAAACUUUAAAUAGAUUAUUUCUACGGUCAGCCGGAGUUUUGAACGAAUUAGGAAAUAUUAGAAUGUUGUGGGAGCGCUGGUGCAACAGUCGAGCAGUCUACUUCGCAGAAAUUUUAAGGAACUAUGCAAUGCCAUUGAAACAUUUAUGUUAUAACAAGAAUAUAUGCAGGACGCUGUCGAAUAACAUGUAGAAGCUUAUGGGAUGUGAUUCCUUAUAAAAGAAUAGGAAGAAUAUAUAUUUUUUUUUUAUUCUUUACAUAAGAAAUCACCAUUCACAUGUGCAUGUUAUUCGACUGCACCCUGUGUGUAUAUAUAUAUAAAUAUAUAUAUAUAUGCAUAAUACCUUAAGCUAGUCAUUGACGGGGUACAUGAGUUUUUACAGGCCUUUUUUAACUCUUAUUAUUUCUACUUUAUAUCAUCAAUUUUUUAGAAGCUUUAAUCUAUGGUAAUAUUACCACUUUGUUGGCGACCAGGGCAUAUCAUUUAAUCUUAAAGCAUUAUAUUACAUUAAAUCGAUAUACAACUCUUAAUCAGUAUAUUAAUCAACGUCUGCAUUAAUCUAUUUGCAACGAGAAUAUUAUAUAAGCUGAAGGUCAUUAGGAAAGGAUCGGGAAUCGAGAGAGAAGUAUAAUUUUUUUUCGCAUCAUCAUGAACAAUUCCACGAUUGUGUGUAUCAAUCUGUAUUUUACCUCGUAUUGAAAAAAAAUUUAAUAACUUAAUUAUUAAUAAAUAUACCAGUACAAAAAAAAGGCCUGAGAGGAUUUAUAGCCGAGUUGUUUUACAAGUUCAAACAAUUUUCUAUCGACGAUCUUGUUGAAAGUAUUUGCGAACAAACGAAAAAAGAAUUAACGAACUUAUAUUGCUUGUACUUGUGAAAUGAUGUGUAACAAGUUUCAUGGAGUAAUUUUGGUGGUCCAUGGAACUGUCUCUGGAGCGAGCUUACGUAUACUCGUAUGUUAUUGUUGUUACUAAGAGAGGAAUCGCUAAUAUUUAAUGAAUCGCGUGUAAUAUGUAAAUGCUACUUAGUUUGUAACGAUAUUAAAUAGAGGGGAGGAAAAUACAAUCGAUGAACGUCUUUGGUGUAUUGCGAAAGCAUUGGAUCAAGGGAGUAUAUCCAUUAUAAUUGUUACGUAGCAACACGUGUGCACAGAGAGUGUUCGAAAGUGGCAUCACGGAGCAGGAAAAUUUUAAAUCGAAUGAUAAGAGAAAGGAUAUAUUAAUUAAUUGUAUAAUUGUCUUAUAGGAAGAGAGCGGGGGGGAGCAAAAAAUGCACGAAUGCACUAAAAGGUUUUGAAUAUGCUCAUGUUGAGGUAAUUAAGUAUUUUUCACGGUAAAGGCUUAUUAGAUUGAUUUAGAGGAAAUAAUCCAGCGCUACUACUUUGUUAGGUUUUACAUGUCUACAUUGUACAUACAAUAUAUAUCUAUUAUUAUCUAUUUUUGUUACAUAUUUAUAAAUGAGAAAAGAACUACUUUAUUGCACACCGAGUAUGUGCGCGCGGAUGUGUCUAUACGUAUGUGUAUGUAUGUAUGUGUAUAUAUAUUUAGCCCAGGCUAAAAGGUUUUAAACGAUGCAAUUAUGGUCUUAAGUGAUUUACAUGUAUAGAAGAUGUAUCAAUGACUUAUGAAUACGUGACACAUAUAAGACAUUUCUAUCAUUACAUUAUCUUUAUCGAUUAAUUUGCCUUGCAGUGAUCGAGCAUAUAUAGAACGCGUAUAUUCAUGAUUUCUUUUUUUUUUUUUUUAAUGUAAUCGAAUAAUUCUUGUAUAAUUUAGUUGAAUAAUUAAUAGUUCGUUAGGGAUGUUUAUAAUGUUUAUGUUACAAUCUUCAUUGAUACUGUGGGAGCUCGGUGUUUAUCAAUGAUGAAUUAAUAUUGACAAAAUCGUGUAUAAAGUCGAGGCAGUUCUAUACAGGGUGUUCGAUUAACCUUGGGAAAAAUUUUAUUGGGGGAUUCUGGGGGCCAAAAUAAGACGAAAAUCAAGAAUAGCAAUUUCUCAAUUGGGGUUUCGUUAAAAAGUUAUUAACGUUUAAAGUUACGCUUGUGAAACGGGAACCGCGCGCGCUGCGUGCGCGGAGCUUUAAACGUUAAUAACUUUUUAACGAAGCCUUAAUCGACAAAUUAGUAUUCUUCAUUUUUGUCUUAUUUUGGCCUCUAGAAUCCCCCAUUAAAAUUUUUUCCAGGAUUGAUCGAACACCCUGUAUAUUAGAAUUACUUUUAUGUAGUAAAUGCAAUUGUGCAAUGACUUGCGAAUAAUCGAUUAUAUGUAAAUAUUAACCAUUUAAUUUUUCUCUCUUUUUACGUGUAAUAUAAUGGCGUUGAAUCAUGUUCAUUCGCUGAGCUCCCCUGGUUGUAGAUUUUUUUUUAUAUAUAUUCAGAGUGCAGUGAAUUGUUGAUACAGAUUACCAGAUUUUUGAUUACAAUAUUUGUUGUUGACGUAGUGGGGGGAAAAAAAGUGUUCGAAAAUUAUACUCUUACGUAUUUUACGUGACUGUUUAUUUUGUGGAUUUAUUUGGAGGCUCGAUCGUUCGCAGAAAGCUUCGUUAUUCACGGUAAACGUUUAAUGAUAUUCGCGAGUAGAGAAAAUUUUAUUUAAAUUUGACCGACAUUGGACAUUUUCGAAAAUGAAGUUAUUUUUUUUUGCAGAAAUAUACAGAAGACACUGCGUUAAGAUCAAUCAUGGGAUACUGUGUAACUGCAAAUAUUUUUUUUCGCUGGUUAAAGUUAUAAAAUUAAGCAAAUUAAUACUCGAGAGUAUGUCACUGUGCUAAAUAGAAACAAUCGAUUUUAUAAAAUUUGAUAACAGUAUUCCAGGAUCGAUAAAUCGAUAACACAGUUGCGUCAAACUAACUCCAUACUAAUUCUUAAUGAGAUCUUGUACAGAGUAUUGUAAAAUAUAUUUUUACUACAUUUUUUUUGGUUUUAUUAUUUAUUUCUUAUAUACACGGAAAUUGCGCGCAAGUUUGUAUUUGUACGACCGCUGUUCUUAUGCCAUUACAUAUGCCAUGCCGUUUAGGCUUGCCAUUCAACGAAGAUUUAUUUUACAAUCCCAAAGUUGUUUUGUUUUCAAUACUCAUACACGGAUCGUAGAUACAAAAA
Molecule: messenger RNA, 9679 nt
Organism: Colletes gigas
Lineage: Eukaryota; Metazoa; Arthropoda; Insecta; Hymenoptera; Colletidae
Gene: dome
Exons: 10
Coding region: 545-5224 (1559 amino acids)
Molecular function (GO): protein binding
Source: RefSeq, a predicted model, not a curated record